CUUAAGGCUCAAGGUCAAAAGGUUAUAAAUAUUCAAUUUCCUACAUUGAAUGAUGAUCAAAAAUUUUACCUUAAAAAGAAAUAUUUAAAGUUCCUCAUUGAUUGCGGACAUCAACUUGAAUUAUCGAAAUGUGAAUAUUUCAAAGAGUUUGUUACAACUUUGAAUCCAUUAUUUGAGGUUCCAACUGAUGAAUCUUUAAGUUACCUAGCUGUUAAUUUAUAUGAUAUCGCUAUAGAUGCAUUAAAAAAGAUAUUCCAAAAAACAGAUAAAAUCUGUUUAACUUGCAAUUUCUGGAAAAGUAAGGGGCACGGUAUUAUUGUGAUCACGGCAAAUUGGAUUUCAGAUGAUUAUAAACAUCAAGAAGCCUUUUUAACUUUGGAAGAGAUCGAUUUUCCAUUCACCCCUAUAUCAAUCAAAAAAAAAAAUAAGAGAGAUCAUACAUGA
Molecule: messenger RNA, 444 nt
Organism: Funneliformis mosseae
Lineage: Eukaryota; Fungi; Glomeromycota; Glomeromycetes; Glomerales; Glomeraceae
Source: the annotation of a GenBank genome assembly